Messenger RNA from Meleagris gallopavo (turkey), 2883 nucleotides. Lineage: Eukaryota; Metazoa; Chordata; Aves; Galliformes; Phasianidae. The record is from RefSeq and is a predicted model, not a curated record.
AUGAGUCUCUUGAAUGGCGCUGAUAGCAGUGGGGUCAAGGCACUCUUCCUCUACAAAACCCCCUGCUGCAUCCACUGGAUCCUUGAACUGGCAGUCAUAGAAUCGCAGUAUCAUAUAAUAGCUUGUGUUGGAAAUGACCUCAGAGCCCAUGCAGCUCUACCCCCCGUCAGGGCCAAGGAUCCCACCCGGCCCAGUCCUGAUUGUCUCCAGAGAUGGGGUUUUGGUCGGAAGGAUGUAGUCGAAUACUUACUGCAGAGUGGUGCCAAUGUCCACGCACGAGAUGAUGGAGGCCUUAUCCCACUUCACAAUGCUUGCUCUUUUGGUCACGCCGAAGUUGUCAAUCUCCUCCUGCGGCACGGUGCAGAUCCUAAUGCUCGGGACAAUUGGAAUUACACUCCCCUUCAUGAAGCAGCCAUUAAGGGCAAGACAGAUGUCUGCAUUGUAUUACUGCAGCAUGGUGCUGAACCGACCAUCCGGAACACAGAUGGAAGAACAGCUUUGGAUUUAGCAGACCCAUCUGCAAAAGCAGUGCUGACUGGUGAAUACAAGAAAGAUGAGCUCUUAGAAAGUGCCAGGAGUGGGAAUGAAGAAAAGAUGAUGUCUCUCCUUACACCACUGAAUGUUAACUGUCAUGCAAGUGAUGGCAGAAAGUCUACUCCUCUACAUUUAGCAGCUGGGUAUAACCGUGUGAAAAUAGUACAGCUGUUACUCCAACAUGGGGCUGAUGUGCACGCUAAGGAUAAGGGAGAUUUGGUGCCACUUCACAAUGCCUGUUCCUAUGGUCAUUAUGAAGUAACAGAGCUUCUAGUAAAGCACUGUGCUGCUGCGUCUCCAUAUCCUAAGAGAAAACAAGUGUGUGAAUUGCUGCUGAGGAAAGGAGCUAACAUUAAUGAAAAGACAAAAGACUUCUUGACUCCUCUGCAUGUGGCAUCAGAAAAAGCUCAUAAUGAUGUUGUUGAAGUAGUUGUGAAACAUGAAGCUAAGAAACUGUGUACAGUUCAAAGUGUGAACUGCAGAGACAUUGAAGGGCGUCAGUCUACACCACUUCAUUUUGCAGCUGGAUACAACAGGGUGUCUGUUGUUGAAUAUCUUCUUCAGCAUGGAGCUGAUGUGCAUGCAAAAGAUAAGGGAGGACUUGUUCCUUUACAUAAUGCUUGCUCAUAUGGUCACUAUGAGGUUGCAGAGCUGCUUGUUAAACAUGGUGCAGUUGUCAAUGUUGCUGACUUGUGGAAGUUUACUCCCUUACAUGAAGCUGCAGCAAAAGGAAAAUAUGAGAUUUGCAAACUCCUAUUGCAGCAUGGAGCUGACCCCACAAAGAAGAACAGAGAUGGAAAUACUCCUUUAGACCUUGUUAAAGAUGGCGAUACUGAUAUUCAAGACUUACUUAGAGGAGAUGCAGCUCUAUUAGAUGCUGCUAAGAAAGGUUGUUUGGCCCGGGUUAAAAAGCUCUGUUCACCUGACAACGUCAACUGUCGGGACACGCAAGGACGGCAUUCAACACCACUACAUUUAGCAGCUGGUUACAACAACUUGGAAGUUGCAGAGUACCUGCUACAGCAUGGAGCAGAUGUGAAUGCUCAGGAUAAAGGAGGUUUGAUUCCUCUGCAUAAUGCAGCAUCUUAUGGGCAUGUAGAUGUGGCAGCUUUGCUUAUAAAGUAUAAUGCGUGUGUGAAUGCUACAGACAAAUGGGCUUUCACACCUUUGCACGAAGCAGCCCAGAAAGGAAGGACACAGCUUUGUGCCUUGUUGCUGGCACAUGGGGCUGAUCCUACUCUGAAAAACCAGGAAGGACAAACACCUUUAGACCUGGUCACUGCAGAUGAUGUCAGCGCACUAUUGACAGCAGCAAUGCCUCCUUCUGCCUUACCAUCUUGCUACAAACCUCAGGUUAUAAGUGUAUCUCAGACAGCAGGUUCUACAGCUGAUCCCCUGUCAUCUGUUCCAUCCAGUCCAUCCAGUCUAUCUGCUGCGAGUAGUCUUGACAAUUUGUCUGUCUCAAGUGUAGAUUUCAGCAUAAAUCAGUUUGUGCGGAACCUUGGCCUUGAACAUCUAAUUGACAUAUUUGAGAGAGAACAGAUAACACUUGAUGUGUUGGUUGAAAUGGGUCACAAAGAAUUGAAGGAAAUCGGAAUUAAUGCUUAUGGCCAUAGGCACAAAAUCAUUAAAGGAGUUGAAAGACUGAUUUCUGGACAGCAAGGACUUAACCCAUACCUGACUCUAAACACAUCCAGUAGCGGAACUCUUCUCAUAGAUCUUUCCUCUGAAGAUAAGGAAUUUCAGUCAGUAGAAGAGGAGAUGCAGAGUACUGUCCGAGAGCACAGAGAUGGAGGACAUGCUGGGGGAGUCUUCAAUAGAUACAACAUUUUAAAGAUUCAGAAAGUCUGCAACAAAAAGCUGUGGGAAAGAUACACACACAGGAGGAAAGAGGUUUCUGAGGAGAAUCAUAACCAUGCUAAUGAAAGGAUGCUGUUUCAUGGCUCUCCAUUUGUGAAUGCAAUCAUUCACAAAGGCUUUGAUGAAAGACAUGCUUAUAUAGGUGGCAUGUUUGGAGCUGGGAUUUAUUUUGCUGAAAAUUCUUCCAAAAGCAAUCAAUAUGUGUAUGGGAUUGGAGGUGGCACUGGAUGUCCAAUUCACAAAGACAGAUCCUGUUAUGUUUGCCAUAGGCAGUUGCUGUUCUGUCGUGUAACGCUGGGCAAGUCUUUCCUGCAGUUCAGUGCUAUGAAAAUGGCCCAUUCUCCCCCUGGACAUCACUCAGUUACUGGGCGACCCAGUGUAAAUGGACUGGCAUUGGCAGAAUAUGUCAUUUACAGAGGAGAGCAGGCUUAUCCAGAAUACUUGAUUACUUACCAGAUCAUGAAACCUGAAGCUACCACUGAAGCUUAA